UUUUUUUUUGUGUGCUCGCGGGUUGUUGAGGCCACUUGUCAGGCAGCCAACCCCUCAGUUUCAAUCGGAAAAUUUCCACCCUGCAAUUUGACGGCGAUUCGCCUGCGCAAUUUCGCAGGUGCAUUACAGGCCGAUUUCGGAUAGUUUUCAACCCGUUAUAUCACAAAAUGCAUUAUUGGACUUCAAAUUCACUAUUUUAGUCCUAUGUGCGCGACGACUGCCGUCGGCGAACUCGGCACUGGAGAUGCGGGGCCAGCCGAUCAUGCACCAGAGCAUGUGGAGGACAACCUCGGUGGUGAGGAGGCGUUCGAAGAAUUGGCAGAGGCGGCCGAGGCUGACGAGGCGAAGGCCGACGAUGAAGUGGCAGGAGCUGGGGAGGCGGGAGAGGAAGAUGCAUACGCGGAACAUGAUGGCGAAGAGCGGGUAGAGGAAGAUGGUGCGGACGAGGAUGCCGAGGAGGAGGAGGAGGAGGAAGAAGAGGAGGAGGAGGAAGAGGGGGAUGGGGAGGAGGAGGAGGAAAGGGAGGAAGAGGAGGAAGAUGAGGAAGAGGAGGAGGAGGAGGAGGAGGAGGAGGAGGAGGAAGAAGAGGAGGAGGAGGAGGGGGAUGAGGCGGAAGAAGAGGAGGGAGGGGAGGAGGCAGUCGGGGUGGAGGGCAUGCAGGUGGUGGCGGCCAACGACGACUCGGAUGCUAGUGCCCACUACCUGCGAAACAUGCGGAGCGCGCGAGCGCAGGCGCUGAGUAAGCAGUCUACAUGGGACGAGGAGGAGGAGGCCGAGCGCAUGCUGAGGAAGGGACAGAGCAGCAAAUUUGAGGCAGCAGCCAAGGAGCUUCAGCAGCGAGAGUGCAGCAUCAGGGGGAGUACCAACAGCAGAGGUAGAGCAGAAGCAGAGGGAGUACCAGCAGCAGAGGUAGAGCAGCAGCAGAGGGAGUACCAGCAGCAGAGGUAGAGCAGCAGUAGAGAGAGUACCA
Messenger RNA from Closterium sp. NIES-67, 970 nucleotides. The record is from the annotation of a GenBank genome assembly. Lineage: Eukaryota; Viridiplantae; Streptophyta; Zygnematophyceae; Desmidiales; Closteriaceae.